AUGAGAAGUAAAUCAAGAGUUAAGUGGGUAAUAGAGGGUGGAGCAAAUACUGCUUUGUUUCAUGCAAACUUAAGAAUUAGAAAAUCACAAAACAACAUAAAUGAAUUGGAGAAUGCAGAUGGAAAUCUAGUUACAACCCAAGACCAAAUUGUUGAUACUCUUGUAUCAUAUUAUCAGAAGAAGUUUGAAGAGAAGCAAGUUGAUUUUGUGGAUGAACUCUUUGAGGAAAUACCAAAAUUUUUAACUGAUGAGGAUAACAUGUUUUUGGAUGCUAUUCCUAGUCAAGAGGAAAUUAAGGAUGCAGUUUUUGGAAUGGAUGCAAACAGUGCUCCUGGGCCUGAUGGAUUCCCUGGCAGUUUCUAUAGAUUUGCAUGGGCUGGAAAUGUAGGGAUCAAAGUUGAUAUUUCACAAGCAUAUGACACAUUGAGUUGGAGGUUUUUGUUUGAGGUACCGAGAAGAUUUGGUUUUUCUGAAAUUGGUAUUCAAUGGCUUAAGAAGAUCUUUGAGUCUGCAAGAAUUUUUGUUCUUAUAAAUGGUGGACCAUGUGGUUUCUUUGGAGUAGGGAGGGUACUGAGACAAGGUGACCCUUUGUCACCAAUCAUGUUUGUUCUAGAAGUGGAAGUUUUAAGCAGAAAUAUUUCAAAGUUGGUACAAGUGAGUAAGCUUCAACCAAUGGUGAAUAGGGGUGGAUGGCAACCAACUCAUUUGAUGUUUGCAGAUGACAUUUUUAUUUUCUGCAAUGGCCACAAAAAAACUUUAGAAAACUUAACUGAACUGCUGUAUAAAUAUCAAAUUUCAUCAGGUCAAGAAGUGAAUAAGGCUAAAAGCAAAUGCUUUGUGGGGGGUGUAUCAACUUUAAGACAAAACAACAUUGCAGAGAAAAUGCAGAUGGAACUAUCUUCUUUCCAAGAUAAGUACUUGGGGGUCAUUCUUACUCAAGGAAUAGUCAAGCGACACCAAGUAUGGGGGAUUGUUAAAAUGAUGCAAAAAAUGUUAGCUGGAUGGAUGGGGAAGUUACUAGCUUUUUCUGCAAGAUUAACUUUGGUGAUCCCUUCAGUGAAGAAAUUAGUGACUGUUAAGUGGGAUGAAGUUAAUUCUCCAGUGGAAGAGGGAGGAUUAGGCUUGAGAAUACUUGAAGUUAUAAAUAAAGCUUUACUAAUGAAGUUACUCUGGAAAAUUGAGAAUGAAGAUGUGGAGUGGACUUUGUUUAUGAGAUCCAAAUACAAAGACAAGAAUGGUGAAUGGAUUAAAUAUCAUAAACAUUCUACAAUUUGGCCUGGACUUAAAUGGGUUAUUUCUGAGGUACAAGAAGGGAGCAGAUGGAUUGUGGGUGAUGGGGAAAAUAUAUCAGUAUGGAGAGACAAAUGGAUAAAAGACUAUGCUCUGAUUGAAAGACAUCUUGUGGAUGAAUAUAUUAUGCAAAAUGGCACAAUGAGAGUAAAGGAUUUAAUUCACAAUGGUGAAUGGUGUGUCCCUGCAAAAUUGUUACAGUAUUUUGAUGCUAGUGAAUUACCAGUUUUAAUGGGUGGAAAAGAUAGGAAAAUUUGGGCCAAGGACAAAAUAGGUAACUUUACUGUGUCAAAUGCUGCUCAAAUGAUCAGGAAGAAGUAUUUUAUCAAAGCUUGGGCUCACCAGGUAUGGCAACCUUGUAUUCACCCUUACACAUCUACAAACUUAUGGAAGAUAUUAAGAGGUUCCUGUGCAACUGAGGAAUCAGUAAGAAAGAAAGGAUUUUCAACAGUUUCUAAAUGUUAUUUGUGUGGCAAGGCUCAGGACACAAUGGAGCAUAUUCUGUGGCAUUGUGAAUUUAGUGAAAAUGUUUGGCACUGGCUGUGUGGAAUUUUCCAUUGUUCUUGUCCUCAAAGCUUUGAUGAGAUUUUGAAUUUUACAAAAGGUAAAAGUCCAGCCGUUAAAGAAGUAUGGUUCAUAUGUGCCUUCAAUGUUAUGGUAGAUUGUGGUUUACAAGAAAUUAUGUGA
Messenger RNA from Papaver somniferum (opium poppy), 1977 nucleotides. RefSeq lists its product as uncharacterized. The record is from RefSeq and is a predicted model, not a curated record. The transcript has 3 exons. NCBI's taxonomy places the organism in Eukaryota, Viridiplantae, Streptophyta, Magnoliopsida, Ranunculales, Papaveraceae. Bases 1 to 1977 code for a protein of 658 amino acids.